Molecule: messenger RNA, 2593 nt
Organism: Manihot esculenta (cassava)
Lineage: Eukaryota; Viridiplantae; Streptophyta; Magnoliopsida; Malpighiales; Euphorbiaceae
Product: basic salivary proline-rich protein 3
Exons: 4
Coding region: 1529-2440 (303 amino acids)
Biological process (GO): regulation of DNA-templated transcription
Cellular component (GO): nucleus
Molecular function (GO): transcription coregulator activity; RNA binding
Source: RefSeq, a predicted model, not a curated record
CGUCGUACGCCCUUCUGUCAGCGACGGCGGAGACGGUGGCGGGGGAGGCCGCGCUGCUGGCAGCGACUACGAGCCCGGCGAGGUCCGCCGAGAGCCUCUCCCUUAUUCUCGUUCCGAUCGAUACUCUGACGAUCCUGCUUUGAAUGUUGCCUACAAGAACUUGGGUCUUGAGGAAGGCAUGUUGGUGUGAGUGCAAUCUUGGAUCAUGAUCUCUGGGUUUUCUAUCAUAUUAUGGUUAUUAUGGUUUUGGGUAAUGUCAUCUAUCAAUAUUAUGAAUGGUGUACAGGCAUAGGCAUCCUUUGUUGUGAAGCCGUUGCCAUUUGUUUUGGUUUGGAAUGGUGUGGGCUAACUGAAUAUGGCACCAGCUUCAGCAAUAUGUGGGUUUUAAAUUUCAAAGUGACUAAAUUGCAUUUUUACGAGGUAUUUGCCUUUAAGGAUACUGAGUUAAUGGUAAUGACAAAUGGUUUGAGGGAUGUCUGCUUGUCAACCAUAAUUAUGUGAGGUUGGAAUGUCGGUUGUAAGUAACACUAUGACAAUGAGGCUGCUACAUGUUGGGUUCAAUGGCUUUGUUUAGUGGUGCUGCAGGCUUAUCAUUUCUUGUUCCUGGCAUUCUGUCAUGGGAUAAAAAGUUUGUGGAUGGAAGUGCAUGAUAUUGAACUUCCUGGUAACAGAUAAAUUCUAGCUGCUACUUGGAUUUGUGGAAUGGAAUUAUCCUUGUGGGAAUCAGGGACUUGACUGGGUUUUUGUUUUUUAGUUUUCUUUUUGUCAUUUCAAUGGUUUGAGAUGAUUUGAUUGUUUAUUGGGUGUUAAGUGCAUAAAGACCGGGACUUCUUUUCGCAUGUUGCUUGUCUACAUUCUGUUAGACUCUUUAGGUUUGUUUUUUGCUUGUGUAAUGGGUGGCAAAUUUAGUUUGGGUUGAUACAGGUCACUUAGACUCUGAUGAUUGUUUCCAUGGGGCAAUCCCCUUUACUUUUGUGGGUGUAAACUUCUGGGCAAGCAUAACCAACGGCAGUUUGGAAACUGACAGAUAACACCGCGGGAAAUCGGGCAUGCCAAUACAACUUCAGGCCCCCAUGGUUUUUAUGGAUUGUGGUUUUGGGUGGAAAUUAUAGGAUCAUGUUCUUUUGAGAUGUCUGGUUGAACCUUUUUAAAAUUGCAGAGAUGGUUUUUGAGAAUAAGUGGACAAAUUGGUAGCUGGUUGAUUUUCAAAUUUUUGGCUACUGUUAAACUGUGGUGGGCUGCUGUUGGUGGUUUGUCCUGGAUAUGGUUUCUGCUGUUAGUUUUAUGGAUCUCUUUCAAAAGGGGUGUUUUGACUAAAGUUCUUGGAACAAACUCGUGCUUGGGUUAGAGAUCUUCUUUGUGGAUGUCUGUAAGCUAGGAUUAUAUCAAUCUGUUGUAUCUCCAGGCUGGAGAUACUGACUAUGUUCGAGCCUGUUGCUGCCAACGUUCUUAGAAUGAAGUUUUGGCUGCCCCAGAUUCAUUAAUUUUGGAAUUGGUAGAUCGGUAGAUAGGUUAAAAAGGAUAUAGAAUGCAUGCAGGUUCUGGUUCUCCUGCACGCCGCAGGGAUGCAGAUCAUCGGUACAGUUCUGAUUUUGAUCAUUCAGGGGGUCCACCUAGAGGUCGUGAAUUUGGUGGUGGGAGAGAUCCUGGUAGAUUUCGAGACUCUUCACCCCCUUAUGCUAGAGGAAGAGUUGGUGGCAGAGCACCAGGUAGAGGUUUUGAGGGGCCUGGAUUUGGUCCAGGCCCUUUCAGAGGUGAGGGCGUCAGUAGGAAUAAUCCCAAUGUGCGCCCAAGAGAAGGAGAUUGGAUUUGCUCUGAUCCUUUAUGUGGCAACCUGAACUUUGCAAGAAGAGAGUAUUGCAACAACUGUAAGAGGCCUCGAUACAGUCCUGGGGGAAGUCCUCGGAGGGGCUAUCCCGGCCCUCCACCCCCACAUGCUCCUCCUAGACGCUUCCCUGGUCCUCCUUUGGAUAUUUCCCCAGUCAGGACCAUGAAUGGGUAUAGAUCUCCUCCUCGUGGCUGGGCCAGAGAUGGCCCUAGAGAUUUUGGGCCUGGUGGUCCUCCACCUGCUAGACAUGGAGGCAGGUUUCCUGAUCAUGACGUGCGGAGAGUUCGGCCUGAUUAUCCUGAUGAUGACUACCGGGGGAGGAACAAAUUUGAUAGAGCAAUGCCAGUGGACUGGGGUCAUAGAGAUCGAGGAAGGGAUAACUUUUUUAAUGAUAGGAAAGGGUUUGAGAGGCGGUUGCCCUCUCCACCUCCACCACCUCCACCGCCUGGUCUCCCUCAACGCGGUCGGUGGGGGCGGGAUGUGAGAGAGAGGAGCAGAUCACCAAUUAGAGGUGGGCCGCUAGUGAAAGAGUAUCGGCGAGACAUGUACAUGGAGCGAGGCCGAGAUGAUCGGCGUGGAAUGGGAAGGGACAGGAUGGGAGAUGUGUAUUAGUGCACAUGGCGAGUUUUUGGACCUUGCAUGAGUAAAAUGGGUAAUAGGUGUGUUUUGUAUGUUGAGUAAAGAUUCUGUGACUGCCUUUUUAUUUUUUGGAACCAAUUGUGGCAGGCAUCUUAGAACUUGAUUUAUUGAUUUUGCUUCAGCUUA